CCUUGAACUCAAUGCAACCCUCCACCCACAUAGCUAUGAUAUGUCAUGAAUUAACUGUUCUUUGUUUGUUAAAAUCUACUCAAACUAAAUGCAUUAUAAUAUAUUUUCUUUUUCUUUUUAUGUAUGAUGAUGUCCGGAAUCCUUUUAGCAUCGGUCUGGAUUAAUUCCACAAAAUAAUGGGACCCAUCUCUCUCUCUCUCUCUCUCUAAAAAACUCUCUUCCAUUUAUCCCUGUAUCUCUAUAAAACUUGGACCUCCCAUGGCCUAAGGCACAUUCCUCUACCUCUUGCUCUAUCUAAAUCUCCAUCUCGCCAAAAACUAUAGGAGAGCUUCUGACAUGGUCGCCGGCACCACAUAUAUAGCUGCAAUUCUCUUAGAACCUAUUUUUGCUUGUGGGUCAAACAGGUUUCUCCAAGAAUUGGCGCAUACAGUUUUGUGAAAUUGGGAGGUGGUAAGUGGUAUGGCUCCCGAGAGAUCAGAUCUCAACAUGGAGGCAACGGAGCUCCGGCUAGGUUUACCGGGUACGGAGCAACCCGACAAACAAACACUGCCUCCCUCUACUACUACUAUGACUGCUGCAAGGGGCAACAAAAGAGCCUUGCUCGACAUGAAUCAAGACUCUGCUGGAUCCGAGAAAAAUUCAAGUAAUCCGGAUGGUGGAAAAUGCACCGGCCAAGAAUCUGCCCCCCAAGCCAAAACACAAGUGGUGGGGUGGCCACCGAUCAGAUCUUACCGGAAAAACUGUUUCCAGCAGGCGGCGAAGAAGGCGUCGGAGGCCGAAGCGACGGCCGGAAUCUAUGUGAAAGUGAGCAUGGAUGGGGCUCCUUACCUUAGAAAGAUAGAUCUGAAGGUCUACAAUGGCUACUCACGGCUCCUCAACGCCUUGGAAGACAUGUUCAAAUUCACUGUUGGAAAGUAUUCAGAGAGGGAAGGGUACAAUGGGUCAGAAUAUGCACCAACUUAUGAAGACAAAGAUGGAGAUUGGAUGCUCGUUGGCGAUGUUCCUUGGGAAAUGUUCAUUUCUUCGUGCAAGAGGCUGAGAAUCAUGAAAGGAACAGAAGCUAAGGGUUUGGGCUGCGUGGUGUAAUCCCCAUAACCAGAGAAGAUCUCAGAAAAUUAAAGAAAAUUCAUUUAUUAUUGAUGUUCACAGAAGAGAUAAAUGCAUCCAUCCAUCGGUUUGUCUGAAAAAAACAAAAAACAAAAAACAAAUAUUUUCUGCAUGUAUAGUUGGCAAUAUAUAUAUAUUUUUGCUUUAAAUACAUUGCAAGAUGUAAAUUAAAAGGCAAGAAAAUAUUGUUCUCUCAUAAUUUUUUUUUUCCCUUUUUGGGUUGAAUGUACUCUAUAAUUUCAAUUUUUCAUGCAAUAUUAUGAAUUUUAUUUUUCUGAAA
This is a messenger RNA of Malania oleifera, 1387 nucleotides long. RefSeq names its product auxin-induced protein 22B-like. Gene Ontology annotation, cellular component: nucleus. NCBI's taxonomy places the organism in Eukaryota, Viridiplantae, Streptophyta, Magnoliopsida, Santalales, Ximeniaceae. Gene Ontology annotation, biological process: regulation of DNA-templated transcription. The transcript has 4 exons. Gene Ontology annotation, molecular function: protein binding. Bases 460 to 1086 code for a protein of 208 amino acids. The record is from RefSeq and is a predicted model, not a curated record.